AUGUCGGAGGAAACCAAUUCCUAUACGAACGAGCAUAAAACAGAACUGCCAGAAGAUACAAUCAGGGACUUUCAUGAUCUUGAUGAUAUUAUUAAUUCUAAUUCAUAUUUUGAAGAUGACGAUACGUGUUUGGAAAGAUUCCUGAAGUCUGAUGUGACUAUAGAAGAAGAAUUCAAACAGGAAUUAAUUCAGCAGGCACCUCCUUAUAAAUGUGACACCUGCGAUAGAUCUUUUAAAAGACUACAUGAUUUAAAACGUCAUAAGGUAGUGCAUAGUUUUAAAUGUAGUUAUUGUUCAAAGACUUUUCAAUUAUCAAGUCAUUUAUACUUGCAUCACAAAACUCAUACUGGAGAACAACCAUAUAAAUGUGAUAUAUGUAACAAGGCAUUUAAUCGAUUAGAUAAUUUGAAACAACAUAUGUAUAUUCAUAGUGAAGAACGUACUUUUGAAUGUGAUCUUUGCGAUAGCAAAUUCAAACAAUCGUGCCAAUUAUCUAAGCACAAGCUUAUUCACAAUAAAAAGAAACGUUAUAAAUGUAUAAUAUGCGAUAAGAAAUUCACACAAUCAAGCCAUCUGAAAAGCCACUUGUUGAUACACACAGGAGAGCGUCCUUAUAGAUGCAAAAUUUGUGGUGAAAGCUUUAAUCAAUCAAAUCUGUUAAAAAACCAUAUGCAUAUUCAUACCGGGAAACCUCCAUCUGAAGAAGAACAGAAAUUAAAUAAAACAUCGACUUAUAAAUGUAACAUGUGUGAGAGAUCUUUUAAAAGACAAUAUCAUUUAAAACAACAUCUCAAAACUCAUGUUUGUAAAUGUACAUAUUGCCCAAUGAUUUUUCCAGAUUCAAGUUAUUUAAAGUUGCAUCUCAGAAUUCACACCAGUGAAAUGUCUUGUGAAAUAUGUAAUAAAACAUUUGCCGGAAAGAAGAGUUUAAAUAAACACAUCUCUAUUCAUACUGAAGAGCAACAACAUAAAUGUGAUAUAUGUAACAAGGCAUUUAAUCGAUUGGAUAAUUUGAAACAACAUAAGUUCACUCAUAGCGAUGAACGCCCUUUUGAAUGUGGUAUAUGUGGUAGCAAAUUCAAACAAUCAGGCCAAUUAUCUAAGCACAAGAUUAUACACACUGAUGAAAAACGUUGUACAUGUAUAAUAUGCGAUAAGAAAUUUGCACGACCAGCCAAUCUGAAAAGCCACAUGCUUAUCCACAUAAGAAAAUGCCCUUAUACUUGUAAAAUUUGUGGUAAAGGUUUUAAACAACCAACUCAUUUAAAACUUCAUAUGCAUACUCAUACUGGGAAGCGUCCAUCUGCAGAAGUCGAGCAGGAAUCAAUUCUUACAUCGACUUAUAAAUGUGACAUGUGUGAUAGAUCUUUUGAAAAACAGUAUGAUUUGAAAAGUCACACAGAAGCUCAUGAUCUCAAAUGUAAAUAUUGUUCAAAGACUUUUUUAUAUAGAAGCUAUUUAAAGCGGCAUUUCAGAAUUCAUACCGGGGAAAAGCCUUAUUUUUGCAAAAUAUGUGAUAAGGCAUUUACUACUCAUUACGGUUUAUAUAAACACACCAAGAUUCAUACUGCAGAGCAACCAUAUGAAUGUGAUAUAUGUAACGAGGCAUUUAAUCGAUUGGAUAAUUUGAAACAACAUAUGUUCACUCAUAGCGAUGAACGCCCUUUUGAAUGCGGUAUAUGUGGUAGCAAAUUUAAACAAUCAGGCCAAUUAUCUAAGCACAAGCUUAUACACACUGAUGAAAAACGUUGUACAUGUAUAAUAUGCGAUAAGAAAUUUGCACGACCAGCCAAUCUGAAAAGCCACAUGCGUAUCCACAUAGGAGACACAUUGUGAAAUUUGUAAUAAAGGUUUUAAUCAAUCCACUCAUUUGGAAAACCAUAUACUUUUUUUUUCAUUUGUACGAGUGAGUAACAAAAACAAUCAAGCUUUCUGAGAAGGCACCUUGUCCUUUAACCAACACAGUUUAUUAUAUGUGAUGAAAAUCAAUGAAUUAUUAUUUUAAUUUAAUUUUACUUAUUAUCAACAAGUACUAAUUAGGAGUGUGAAUAUAUUUUUUUUGAGGUGAUUUAACUUACAUAGUAAACAGAUUUAGAGGGCAAUUCUGUCUCAUAAUAUAGCGUUGUCAUGGCAAUGCUAUUUUAUGCUUGUUCCUUGUAAGUGAAACAGUAAAAAUAUCAAUCUAUUUACCGUGCAAUCAGGCGUAUUUUACAUAUAAACAAGCAAAUAAUAAUAUUAUGAUAACUGCACCGUCUAGAAUUAUGUUAUCAUAACAUUCUUCCCAUAGCAUAAGAUAGCGUUGCCAAGACAAAGCUAUUUUAUGAGGCAGAAUUGCCUCCUUAAUAUAUUUAAAUACACACACCAAACGAUUGUGUUUGUAAUUUUAC
Messenger RNA from Ctenocephalides felis (cat flea), 2387 nucleotides. RefSeq names its product zinc finger protein 708-like. The coding region runs from base 1 to 1836 and encodes 611 amino acids. The transcript has a single exon. Lineage: Eukaryota; Metazoa; Arthropoda; Insecta; Siphonaptera; Pulicidae. The record is from RefSeq and is a predicted model, not a curated record.